This is a messenger RNA of Eruca vesicaria subsp. sativa (arugula), 2011 nucleotides long. NCBI's taxonomy places the organism in Eukaryota, Viridiplantae, Streptophyta, Magnoliopsida, Brassicales, Brassicaceae. The record is from the annotation of a GenBank genome assembly.
CUUUCCUCGCCGAUCGCUCUCUUUUCCUCAUCUCCGAUCUCAAUCAAAAAACGCGUCUCUGAUCUCUCUUACACAAUUCUAAAGAACCAUCAAAGUCUCUGUUCUUACCGUGCUCAAAUUCGCAAUCCUUCACCAACUUUUUUUCACGGUAUCGCUUCUUCUCUUUCGAUUCGGUUGGAUUUGAUCGAUACCCAUCUCGUGAUUCAAUCUGAUCAGUUCUGGGUUUCCGUCAAAAUGUUGAAUUUCCCUGGAAAAUUACAUCAACUCUAGAAGAUUGGAUCAUGAUCUCUCUGUUCUUGCAGUUAUUAGAAAGCUUCUUCUUUUGCAUGAUGGGUUUAAAUAGAAAGUUGAGGAGCUAAAAUAGAUACAAGGAUCAAUGAAUCAUUGAGGAACAAUGAGUAGUUUCACAAAGAGCACAUCAUUCAAUAGAAGAGCAUUGAGUUCUUUAGCUGUAGAAAGCCCUAGGAGCACCUCUUCAACCGCCUUCAAUAGUCCCAUUGGCUCAGCUUUUGCAAGCCCGAGAACAUUCGGAGGGAGUCCACGCCCUUAUACAAACCGUUUAAAAGAGAUCUCAUACUUGUUUCAAGUCCUCAUCGUCGCAGGAACGCUUGUCUCGUUUCUUGUCAUCAUCGCUGGUGGUUAUCUCUACGUUGUUCCUAGCCUCGGUUACAAUGGUGCAUUGCAAUUUAACAACAGUUCUGUUACAACGGAUGUUAAAGAAUGUGACAUAUUUGAUGGGAGUUGGGUGGUUGAUGAUAAGUACCCUUUGUAUAACGCGUCUGAAUGUCCGUUUGUAGAGAAAGGGUUUAACUGUUUAGGCAACGGGCGUGAGCACGAUGAGUAUUUGAAGUGGAGGUGGAAGCCUAAGGAUUGUGAUGUCCCGAGGUUUCAUGUGGGUGAUGUGUUGGAGAGGUUGAGAGGUAAAAGGGUAGUUUUUGUGGGAGAUUCGAUGAGUAGAACGCAGUGGGAGUCUUUGAUAUGUAUGUUGAUGACGGGUUUGGAUGAUAAGAGGAGUGUUUAUGAAGUCAAUGGGAACAAUAUAACGAAAAGGAUACGGUUCUUGGGUGUGAAGUUUAGCUCUUUUAACUUUACAGUUGAGUUCUACAGAUCGGUUUUCUUGGUUCAGCCUGGGAAGUUGUUGCGUUGGCACGCGCCGAAACGUGUUAAGUCUACGUUGAAGUUGGAUGUUUUGGAUGUGAUUAACCAUGAGUGGAGCUCUGCUGAUUACCUUGUCUUCAAUACUGGUCAAUGGUGGGUGCCUGGGAAGCUUUUCGAAACUGGUUGUUACUUUCAGGUUGGGAACUCAUUGAGGCUGGGAUUGUCGAUUCCUGCAGCUUAUAGAGUAGCGUUAGAGACAUGGGCAUCAUGGAUAGAGAAUAAGAUUGAUCCAAACAAAACUCGUGUCUUGUUUCGUACAUUUGAGCCAUCUCACUGGAGUGACCAUAGAUCAUGCAAUGUGACAAAGUAUCCAACCCCGGAUACUCAAGGAAGAGAUAAAAGCAUAUUUACUGAAAUGAUCAAAGAAGUAGUCAAGAACAUGACGGUUCCGGUAUCUGUUUUGGAUGUAACUUCAAUGUCGGCGUUUAGAAGUGAUGGUCAUGUGGGUUUAUGGAGUGAUAACCCGUUGGUGCCUGAUUGUAGUCAUUGGUGUCUACCUGGAGUUCCUGAUAUCUGGAAUGAAAUCUUGCUUUUCUUCCUCUUUAGACAACAAGUUCAGUGAUAUGGAUUAACUGCAGGUUUUUGCAACAUAACACGAUAGAUAAAAAAAAUGAUUAACGACCCUUGAAGAUCAUAUCUCGUGGAGCUAGCUGCUCCUUUUUCUUCUGGGACAUAAAGGCAUUGAGGGUCACAAAGUGACUCUUAAAUUCAUUCUUUAAUUGUUUCUUCUACGUUCUUCUUUAUUGUAGUAUCGAUUCAAAGAGAGUGAGAUGAUCUUGUGGUAUAAAAUGAUUUCACUACUAUCUGUGACUGGAUAAAAGCAAUUUUCUUGCUGAUCAAAGAGAACUUUUCA